Agelaius phoeniceus (red-winged blackbird) is the source of this 2124-nucleotide messenger RNA. It is a transcript of the gene TGM4, whose product is annotated as transglutaminase 4. The record is from RefSeq and is a predicted model, not a curated record. Lineage: Eukaryota; Metazoa; Chordata; Aves; Passeriformes; Icteridae. Gene Ontology annotation, biological process: peptide cross-linking. Gene Ontology annotation, molecular function: protein-glutamine gamma-glutamyltransferase activity.
AUGUUCAGCAACACUGAGAGCGGUCUGAAAGUCACUGGGGUUGACUUUCUGAAGAGCCAGAACACGCGGCAGCACCACACGGAUGGGUACAACAUCCAGAGCCUGGUGGUGAGGCGCGGGCAGCCCUUCCAGGUGCAGGUCAGCCUCAGCAGGGAGCUCAGGGCUGCCGACAAGCUGACCCUGCGCUUUGGCAUCGGUGAAAAUCCAAUGAAAAACAAUGGGAGCCUGCUGUCGCUGAAACCGGAGCGGGAGGAUUUCAAUGGGUGGAAAAUCUCCAUGGUUGAGAGGAAAGGCAAAGAGUGCCUGCUGUCUGUCACCAGCUCGCCCAAUGCCCCUGUGGGAAAAUACAACCUGCAUGUGAAGACUGGCAGUAACAUUUACAGGCCUGAAAAUGGUGUCAUCUACCUUUUGUUCAAUCCUUGGUGUGAAGAUGAUGUUGUCUACAUGGCCAAUGAUGCAGAGAAGGAGGAAUAUGUGCUCAACGACACUGGCACCAUCUAUGUUGGGUCUGCGUACAGCAUCUACGACAGGCCCUGGAAUUUCGGGCAGUUUGAGGAAUUUAUCUUGGAUGCCUGCAUGUAUCUGCUGGACAAAAGCAAGCUCAGCCUGGCUCAGAGAAGAGAUCCUGCACAUGUGUCCAGAGCCAUGUCUGCUUUGGUUAAUGCCAACGAUGACAGCGGAGUCCUGCUGGGGAACUGGUCAGGGAACUACGUCAGUGGAACAUCCCCUAUGGAUUGGAUUGGGAGUGUGAUGAUUUUGCAGAAGUACUACAAAACCAAGAAGCCGGUGCGUUAUGGACAGUGCUGGGUCUUCGCAGGAGUCCUCAACACAGUCAUGCGUUGCCUGGGGGUGCCAUGCCGCUGUGUGAGCACCUUCGACGCGGCCCACGACACGGAGGAGAACCUGAGGGUUGAUGUUUACCUGAACGACAAAGGAGAAAAGCUGAACUCGUUGUCCUUCGACUCUGUCUGGAACUUCCACGUGUGGAAUGAUGCCUGGAUGAAGAGAACAGACAUACCAAAUGGGUUUAGUGGCUGGCAGGCAAUUGAUUCAACCCCUCAGGAGCAAAGUCAAGGUCGUUUCCAGUGUGGGCCCUGCCCGGUGAAGGCUGUGCGGGAAGGAGAUGUGUACCUGCCCUACGAUGCCAAGUUCGUGUACGCAGAGGUGAACGCUGACAGGGUCUACUGGGUGGUCAAGAAGGUGAACGGCAAGGAUAAAUACUUCAAGGUCGGCACAGAGACCCAAGCCAUCGGCAAGAACAUCAGCACAAAAGCCGUGGGGCAGAACAGGCGGGUAGACAUCACCAAGGAGUACAAGUACCCCGAAGGCUCCAAAGAGGAAAGGAUGUCCAUGCAAAGAGCUUACAGCUUCCUACGCCCGUCGGGGUUGAUGCCUCGUUCAGGCUAUGCUUCUACUAUACAGACAAUAGGUGCCAACACCGAGCCUUUGGUCCCCAAGGAGCCAGUCACCAAGACUGGACUCCACCUGGAGAUAGCCAAUACAGAACCUUUGCAUCCUGGCAAUCCCCUGGAAAUGGCCAUCACAGUGAAGAUCUCUGCUCCUGGGAACUGGACCGUUGACCUUAUUGGCUCCUGCCAGCUGCAGUACUAUACUGGAAAUGUUCAGGCCAAUCUUGGAACUAUCAAGGAGACCAUCACUCUUGAAGGCCCAUCUGAGACGCAGAUCCCCCUGAAAAUAGCACCUGAUGCAUACAUGAAGACACUGUCCUCUGUGGAAGAUGAAGUCCUCAUCCUGGUCACCGCCAUUGCCGAGGUCAAGGAGACCAAUGACAAACUCACCAAGGAGACCUCAAUGAGAUUCCAGUAUCCCCCCAUCACUGUCCAGAUGCCAGAAACAGCCAGUCUGUACAAUGACUUCAACUGUGCAUUCAUCUUCAAGAACAAGCUGAAUGUGACCCUGGAAAACUGCAAGCUGCUGGUGGAGGGCUUGGGCAUAUUUAAGAUGACAACAUUUGAGCUGGGGGAUAUAAUGCCUGGCAGGAUCAUGAAGUCUGAAAUAGUAUGCACUCCGACAAGACUAGGAGAGAAGAAAAUCGUAGCCAAGCUGAUCUCCAACCAGAUCAAAGGGAUCUCUGCAGAGAAGGGCAUCUUCAUCACUGAGUAG